Molecule: messenger RNA, 1119 nt
Organism: Sesamum indicum (sesame)
Lineage: Eukaryota; Viridiplantae; Streptophyta; Magnoliopsida; Lamiales; Pedaliaceae
Product: adenine phosphoribosyltransferase-like protein, putative (DUF2358)
Source: RefSeq, a predicted model, not a curated record
UGACGAGUGGCUCACAGCGAACUCAGACAGACAUCUUUAAUAUAACACACCGGCACUGGCACUGGGGCGGCAGACGCAUACGCAUACGACGAGACACUAACCGUCGUCAAAAUGGCGGGACUCCGGAGCUGCAUAUGCCCACGCCCAUUACACAUCUUGCCACUCAGAAAAAGGAGAGUUGUGGGGUUCCGUUGCUGCUCAAGUGCUUCCAAAGGCAAUUCUGAAGGAUCCCAAACGCCACAGCUGUUGAGGAUUGCUGUCGGGGCCCUGACGGAAUUCCUUAGGCUCUUUACUCCCGCUGGCCGAGACAGGACAGCUUUAGUUGAUGAUGAGUGGAAAGACAAAAUUUCGCUUUCCAAUGUGGAUGAUGUUCUUUCCAUUAUCAGAUCUGACUACGAGCAAGCAUACUUUGUCACAGGAACUAUACUUAAGGUGUUUGAGGUCGUAGGACUCUUCACUUCUGCCAUUUAUGCUGAUGAAUGCACAUUUGAAGAUCCAACUAUCAAAUUUCAAGGUAAGGAUUUAUAUGCACGGAACUUGAGUCUACUUCUACCUUUCCUUCUCAACCCAUCAAUCCGGCUAAAAAAAUUAGAGAAGGGUCUUGAUUCUGGAAAAGAAUUCAUAGUUGCUUCAUGGAAACUAAGAACAUACCUUAGACUUCCAUGGAAACCACUCAUUUCCGUUGAUGGAAGAACUAUAUAUGAUUUAGAUGAAGAAUUUAGAAUUGUUCGGCAUGUUGAGAGAUGGAACAUUUCUGCACUUGAAGCAAUUAUUCAGAUAUUUACUCCUAGUUCUGAAAGGCCAGACCAGUGAAGAGUUCACAGUACCCGAUGGGAGGGUGAUUAUUCUUCAUCUGAGAGAUCCAAUCAAAUGUGCAGUGUUGGAGGUUUGGUGUGAUCAUUCUAUACUGGGAGAUACGGCAAGAUCCAGCUAUAUAUAUAUAAAUAUAUGGUGAAUCUAAGCUAUAUGAUAACAACUGAAGUUUCACAUGCAUUACCAUUAUAUGGAAAAUGAAAUUUGUGCAUAUUCCGUAUAUAAAGUGGCUUUUACGAGUAUUUGUUCCUAUUGGUGAAAAAAAUAUUUAUAUCGUUUGUUGCUUGCUCUCCUUAAUAACAGAUU